Messenger RNA from Cajanus cajan (pigeon pea), 947 nucleotides. RefSeq lists its product as uncharacterized. Gene Ontology annotation, cellular component: transcription factor TFIIIC complex. Lineage: Eukaryota; Viridiplantae; Streptophyta; Magnoliopsida; Fabales; Fabaceae. Gene Ontology annotation, biological process: transcription by RNA polymerase III. The record is from RefSeq and is a predicted model, not a curated record.
AAACAUUAGUAUUUCCAUUAGUCACAAUCAAGAGAAGAUCUGUACCCUGCCUCCGUGUUGCCCUAUCUCGUUCAGUCUCAGAGCAUCGCACAACCCUCAACGACGUCGUUUAACAUCUAUAUCACUCCAUUCAGGUUCAUGCACGACCAAAGCAACCACCUUUUUCACUUUUAGGUUUCUUUUACUCAUGCAAUAUGAUAAAAUCAUCAUAGGGUUUAGCUUCUGGAACUACUUUUAGAUUUGCUAUGGUGUGUCAGUUUUUACUUGCACAGGAAUAUGGAGGUAAAUUCUGCAUCACCAUGUCCUGAGGAUCAAGAUGAAUAUGUUUUACUCGACUUGGAUGGUGUUUCUGACCUAAUUCACUUUCCGCCAAAUGCAAAGUAUGUUCUUACCGGCCUUGAUACAUUAAACCCAGUAUUGAUCAUUGAUGACAAAUUCAAGCUGAUUGGGGAGUAUGAGGAGACAAUUGGCACCUGUCUUGCUUUUACAGAACAAGAUGCCCCUGUGGUUCAUGAAGAAACAGGACCAUCUGAAGUGAACCUUUUCUCCGGAGCAAGACUAAUUGAUUCAAGUCAACCUCCAACAAAGCAAGUGAAACCUGUGUGUCAGCUUCACAGGGUUCUCAAGUUUAAGUUAUCCCCUGAUUCUGAAAUUCAGAGUGUCACAGCUGAGGAGACCAAAUGAAUUUAAAACCCGAGAUCCACUUUCCCAUUUUUUUCUAUAUCAACAAAGAAAAUUAACCUGGGAAUUGAUGCCAAUUGUGUGUACCUUGGUGAACAAGACUUGCUGGUGAUUUGUGUAGCAGCACGGUGGCAUCUGCAUGGAGAACUUAUUCCCCUGGAAUUUUUUAUAUGUACAGAGAACUUUUUCCAAUGUAGGGAAUAUUCUUCUUUGGUAUAUGUUUAAGAAUCAUGGCUUAUUGUUAUCAAUAUAUAAAUUAAUAUAAA